This is a messenger RNA of Aspergillus melleus, 1272 nucleotides long. RefSeq lists its product as uncharacterized. The transcript has 2 exons. Gene Ontology annotation, biological process: transmembrane transport. Bases 1 to 1272 code for a protein of 423 amino acids. Lineage: Eukaryota; Fungi; Ascomycota; Eurotiomycetes; Eurotiales; Aspergillaceae. The record is from RefSeq and is a predicted model, not a curated record. Gene Ontology annotation, molecular function: transmembrane transporter activity. Gene Ontology annotation, cellular component: fungal-type vacuole membrane.
AUGCAUUCAACCGAUGGCACCCAGGUCACGGUCUCGACGGUGCCCGAGCACGCGCGGGGACCGGACUACGAGCUUGGAGCAAUUGAAGCGCCGAUCGAAUAUGCCGAGGACUUAUCGGACUAUCCCGAAGGAGGACGACACGCUUGGUUGGUGGUGUUUGGCGUAUGGUGCGCGCUCUUUCCGACCUUUGCGAUGAUGAACAUCACCGGAAUUCUGCAAGAAUGGCUAGAAGACAACCAGUUGAAGGAACACUCCACGGCCAAAGUAUCGUGGAUCUUUAGCCUAUACAACUGUCUGUUUUGGCUCGGCGGUAUCCAAGUGGGUGCGAAUGCCAAUCCAAUCCAGUAUUACCAAUUUAUACUUGGCUUUAGUAUCCUGGGUGGGCUUUCCUCGUCAGCUAUCUUGACCCCAAGCCUCGGAACGAUCAACCACUGGUAUCUCAAGCGCCGAGGAUUCGCCACAGGGAUAGCAACAACCUCCGGCGGCAUUGGAAGCAUCCUGUUUUCCGCUUUGAUGGGCGAACUGCUCAAGAAGAUCGGGUUUCCGUGGACGAUACGAGUCCUCGGAUUCAUUUCCAUCCUGUUCUUUGCCAUCGGCCUGGUUCUUGUUCGAACCCGACUUCCUCCUAACAAGACUUCCGGUAGCACGAUAGAUGUGCGAUGUCUCCGGGAACCAGUCUUCACGGUAGCCUCUGUUGCGGUCAGCUUCGCGGAGGUGGGUAUGAUGGUCGUGAUCACCUAUCUUCCAUCCUAUGCUUCCUCCCACGGGGUCACCGGUUCCCUGUCGUACAAUCUCAUGUCCAUCUUCAGCGCCACGCUGAUCUUCGGCCGAAUCAUUCCGGGACUGGUAGCCGACCACUGGGGCCGCUACAACGUCAUGAUCGUCACCGGCAGUGUGUGCAUGCUCUUGGUCCUUGCAUUGUGGAUGAAAGCAGGAGAGGACACCGCCGCGAUCGUGACUUUUGCGGCGUUGUUUGGGUUCUGGAGCAGUCCGGCAGUAGGAUUGUCGCCGGUGUGUAUAGCGCAGAUCUCGCGGACCGAGGAUUAUGGGAAACGGUACGGAACGACGACGGCGAUCUUCGGUCUGGCGAUCUUGGUGUCCAUUCCCGUUGCGGGGGAGAUUUUGGGGGCGCAGAACCCUGGGAUGUCAGGAGAGGAAACUGAUUAUUCGGGUCUGGUAAUAUUCUGUGGAGCUGCGUAUGCCACGUCGACUGUGCUUUUGGUCGUGACUAAAAUCAUCAGCGUGGGUUGGAGCAUUACUAGAGUAUUCUGA